Molecule: messenger RNA, 2392 nt
Organism: Solanum dulcamara
Lineage: Eukaryota; Viridiplantae; Streptophyta; Magnoliopsida; Solanales; Solanaceae
Product: zinc finger protein BALDIBIS
Exons: 4
Coding region: 262-1746 (494 amino acids)
Cellular component (GO): nucleus
Molecular function (GO): DNA-binding transcription factor activity
Source: RefSeq, a predicted model, not a curated record
UAUAUACUAAAAUCAAACAUAAACUCAGAGAAGAAGAAAAUCAAGAAGAAGAAGAAGUGAAGUUGUUAUAUAACAACUCUAUUAUUUGUUUUUGUUUUAAAAAAAAUUGUACAUAUAUACUACGUGUAUUUCUUGGGAUUUAGUUGUUUUCAGUAAGUCUUUUGGUUUCUCCCGAAAUCGAAUCGAGCUAAGCUGAACUGAACUCUUUUAAUUGUGUGUGUUCAUUUUACUCCAAAUUUUGAACUUCAAGCAAAAAAAAAAAUGAUGUCUGAUGAUGGACUUUCUUGUACCAUGAGAGGUGGUUUCACUUUCAUUCAAGAUCCAAAAAACCCUAGUACAAAUAUUAAUCAUCCAAAUCCAAACCCUAAUUCAUCAAAUCCAGUUGCUUCUUCUGCUAAUAAGAGGAAGAGAAAUCUCCCUGGAAAUCCAGAUCCAGAUGCAGAAGUUAUAGCUCUCUCACCGAAAUCUCUAAUGGCGACGAAUCGAUUCAUCUGUGAAAUAUGCAACAAGGGUUUCCAAAGAGAUCAAAAUUUACAACUCCAUAGAAGGGGUCACAAUUUACCAUGGAAAUUGAAACAAAGAAACAACAAAGAAGUUAUAAAGAAAAAAGUUUAUAUUUGUCCAGAAAAAUCAUGUGUCCAUCAUGAUCCAUCAAGAGCACUAGGGGAUUUAACUGGGGUUAAAAAACAUUAUUCAAGAAAACAUGGUGAAAAGAAAUGGAAAUGUGAAAAAUGUUCAAAAAAAUAUGCAGUUCAAUCUGAUUGGAAAGCUCAUAGUAAGAUUUGUGGUACUAGAGAGUACAAAUGUGACUGUGGCACACUUUUUUCAAGAAAGGACAGCUUUAUAACACACAGAGCAUUUUGUGAUGCAUUAGCUGAAGAAAGCGCAAGAUUUACUUCAGUCCCAACAACAGCAAACCUUAAUAAUUUGAGAAAUCAAUUGCUUAAUGGUGGGAUUAGUACUAAUCUCCAACAGAAGCAGCAAAUGAGUGGAAAUAUUUCUCAAUUAAUGGGAUUGGGAUCAUUAGACCCUUCAAAUCAACUUAAUCUUGAUCAUGGACAAAAACAAAGGCUACCACUUUGGCUUCAUCAUGACAAUGCAAAUUUAGGUAACCCCAAUGACUGUUUGUUAACACCAACUAGCACAACAAGCACCUUGGCUCAUGAGUUAGUACAAAUGGCACCAUAUACAAACAUGUUGGGCUUGUCUUCGUCACAGAACAGUAACAACAACAAUAAUAAUCAGUGGUUCGUCAAUGACAAUGGUGGUGGCGCCACCUCCUCCCCAUCUUCGUUUCCAUGUGUACUAAAGAAGGAAGAAGGGAUCAAAAGUAUUAACCCAAUGUAUUACAAUAAUAGCCAUAUGUCAGCAACAGCACUUUUACAAAAAGCAGCCCAAAUUGGAUCAACAAGGAGCAACAACAAUCCACCACUCUUUAGCAAUCAAUUUGGGCUAAUGACCUCAUCUAGCCUUAAUAACUUAAUGAUGAAUAAUUCUUCAUCAUCCAGUGCUUCAAAUGUGGCUAUUCAUGAAAAUAUUCAAGGAAACAAUGGAUUGCUAAUAGGGGCCACAAAUUCAACUUCUUUAGUGUCCAACAAUGCAAAUACUUUGAUGAUGAUGCAAGAUAAAGGGAAGCAAGGUAACUUAACAAGGGAUUUUCUUGGUGUUGGAAGGAAUGAAAAGAGGCCUUUUUUGCAACAAAGUCAUGAGCUGGCCAAGUUUGGUAAUAAUUCUAGGAUUUUUUAAUAGGUUGUUAGGUUCUUUUUUUCCUUAAUUGGAAUCGUACCAUGUUGAGGACAACAAAAGUGAGUAGUUGGGAACGUCCCCUCUAGAAAAAGAUCAGCAAAUAAUUAAAGACGAUCAAAAUUUCUUUUUUUUUUGGUUUUUUAGGGUUGAGGGCAGAGAAAACUGCACCGCUGGCAGAGCCAUAAUUUCAAUUUUAUGGAUUCUAAAUUUUUUAAAAUGACUUUUUCAAGUGUUACUUAAUGAGUUCUAAAUUUAGCAUUUCUAAAUAUUUAAGAAAUUUCUUAACACAAAUAUACUAUUUGAGCAAAAAUUAAUGAAUUCAAUUGAAUCCACUUUCGAAUUUCUAGCUCCGUUUAUAUUUGCAAUGCGCAAAUUUAAAUUAAUUAGAUCUGGAAAUCAAAAAUAAGGAAAAGAACAGAUUUUUCUUUAGGGAUCUUGUGAAUUGUGGGGGGCCACUAGAAAAGACUUGACAAAAGUGAAAUGGCUUUUUACUCACUGUGUGUUAUUUUUUGCUGCAUGUAAAAAGUUCUUUACCUUUUUUUUUAGAUUACUUUAUAGUGUUAUUUUAUGCACUUGUUUUUAUUAUAUAGUAUAUGGACAUUGCAGUACUGUGAACCUUGUGACUAUCUCGCAUAAAACUUUAGAA